Symbiodinium necroappetens is the source of this 643-nucleotide messenger RNA. Lineage: Eukaryota; Dinophyceae; Suessiales; Symbiodiniaceae. The record is from the annotation of a GenBank genome assembly.
GAACACCUUACUCUACAUGUUCUUCACCAAUGUGGCCCUUGUGAUCGCGUUGCCUCAACAGGACGUGUCCAAUUUGCAUACGUUGGCACGUGACCUUGAAGCACGCGGUGAGGCAAGAGCAGCACCAGUCCGUGGCAAAGGCCUCUUGCAGACAACUCGCGGGGAGCGAAACCACUCGCAUCCCUUCAGCGAGGCAACCCUUCUCGUGGAAGAAGUGGUGAGCAUGGCCACUGGCACUGCAAGCUUUCCAGUUUGGCUGAUGGUGUUUGGCCUUGGGUUUGCCGCCGCCUCUUUCGCGCUCUACACCUGGCUUUCUUCGAGCUCCAAGGGCACUGCCGAGCAGCUGGUGGUUGAUAGGAAGAGCGAGGAGGCACCGAUGCCCGAGGUGUUCGGCGAAGCUCUUCAGCAUGGAGAAGCGGCCAUGCAAGAUUUCGAGUCUUUGGCGAAGACGCUGGCGCAAUCUGUGGCGCAAAGGAUUGGCCCAAAGCUCGCGAAGGGACAGGCAGUGCGCGGCAUCCUGGAGUCGCGCCUGUACCAGUUCCCAGACAAGGCAAAAACUUUUGUCUUGAAUGAGCUCAACAGCACAGCCGGAGCCGUCAUGCAGGCCAUUGAAGCUGAAGAAGCCAUGAUCUUGUUGGAUUUG